GAAGGAGACGUAGUUUGAUUUCAAGAAUCGAGAAACUGAAGUUGUACACAAGAUUUUUCAGCUAUGAGAGUGCGCAAGGAUGAUGCGCUGAGGCUCCUGCGCACCCGAGACGUGGCUAUUUGGCGGGAAAAUUGGUUAUUGUUGACCAUUUGGUGACAAAGGUCUACCACAAUGACCAGGUCUUCAAUUCACAUGUGAAAGGGUGACUUUAUGAUUUGAACUUGCUUAAGCAAGACCCUAUCUGAAAGCGGUAGGUAGGAAAUGACCGUGUGUGUUUGGAGUUACUAAUGUAAUGUCUACGGGCGAUGAUCUUAGUGAUAGUGGCUCCAUAACGCCGCCAUUGAUAGAGGUUCAACGCAAAUGGGAAGAAUGUCUUGUUGAUGAAGAUGGUUUUGCCGAAGAAAUCUAUCCACAACGAAGGAAGGAUAUUGAUGAAUAUGGUGCCGUUCCUGCAUUGCAUUGUUGUCUUGCAAUAUCAAUAAAGUCACGUGACAGACUAAGAGGUGGCUUUAUUUAUCAUGGUUCCCUAACAAGGCUGUUGCAAAAGCAAGCAACAUGUAAUCAAGAUUUGUUAGAGAAGCCAAGGAUCAAACUGUUUGAUUUUGAUUAUGCUUCUGGCAGUGCUCUCAUGCAACAGAGAGAGAACCUGUUUUAUGCCUUCAGACAAAAAGUAUUUGAGUGUGAAAAUCAAGACAACGAACAAUGUUUUUCAAGAUAUAUUGCACAAUCAGGAAAUACGUCGUGGUUUUAUUCAAAUAUCAGGGAGCAAUGCAGCCAUUUCUUUUGGUAUAUCGACGCAUUUCUCAACAGUCAUUCAACGACGAUGGAGACCUUUGCGACGUUUUCCAAAUCAUUGCAAAAAGAUUUGGAUAGUGCAUGGUUAUUUAUGGGUCCUGUUUCCGACCUGCCAAAUGGUUGUUUUCUGAAAUUUGAUGAGUCGAACGUGGAAAAAAGGCUUUCGCCAUCAUCGCAUUUGCUUCAUUUACACCUCGAAACAAAGUGGUGUUUCAUCGAGAUUUUAUGGAAACUCUAUUCACUUGAAGGUGAACCGAGUACAAUUCAACUUCAUGACAUAGAGGAGAAAACAACGGACUUGCUUAAUGAUCUCAUCCACAUAGCAACACAUAUUCACAAGGGUAUGGUGCCUAGUGCCUUGUUAAAUACUACACCGUUUCUCUGUGCUUGUGUAAAAGAACUGUGGGUUCUAUUGAUUCAAACCUUGGACUUUAUAUCAGGAAAACAUGAAAUAAAGAGUUUUUGGUCUUCUCUAACGCUCAUUUUGAACGAGUUGAUACUGGAUGAAACUGGGGUGGAAAAUAUUUUUCACAAUGGUUCAAGUAAAAUAAGUCGUAAGGAAGCUUUGAUAUUUUGCUGGUGGUUAUUCGUCCAUAUUGCACCUCUCUAUUGGUACGAUGUUAAUGGAGAAUAUUUAAUAAAAGAAAAGGCGAAUGUCUCCGGUAAUGGUAUUUUCCUUCAAGAUUUAUUACGUCAGUCAUUUCUUACUAAGGACUCUCACACAGUCUCAGAAGAUCUUUCUCGAUGUUAUUUAAGUUGCUGUUUGAAGAUUCUGCAACAUUGGCAUCCUAACAACGAUGUCAUAAUUCUUUUGUGGGACUAUUUUCACAAGAAAAUGAAUGAUAUGUUUUAUUUACCAAGUCAAAAGAUUCAAACUGGAGCCUGCACAAGAGGUACGCCAGCAAGUCUGUGGUUUGAGCAGAUGAUAAACAGAUGCAACGAUCCCUUGAUUUGUGACGACAAUGAUACGAGUUUUGAUUUAUUUCUGCGAAUUCUUUCGUUGCAUUUGAGAAAAUUGAAAAACGCUGGAACUGUACAAAUAUGGAAGCAACUUAAAGGACGAUUCUACACAAAAUUCCACAAAAAGAGGAUGGAAGAAUUAUCGGAACAGGGAAUGCUCAAUUUUAGCAAUAUCUUCCUCACACUUGCUGUUUGUGUUGCAGACACAGAUGAUGUUAUUAACAAGAUGAUGUCAUUUGUAAACUUGUUGGAUUUUAAAAAUCUUCAUUACGAGAAGAAAUUGUUUAUUUGGAAAGGUUAUUUCGUUGUGAUGUUUCUUUUGAAAUCGAAAAAAAUUAAUGGUGCGUUCAUUGCUGGGGACGUAUCUCGAAAAUUCACUGAUAUUUGCAGGGACUUUAAGGAAAAAUACAACGACAAAAACCAAAGAAAACAUCUAUGGUCGCUAAUCUCGACAUACAUGGAUUGUACGCUAGAAAUCCUUGCAUAUAGAUCUUCUGAAAGUGUCGGUGAACAUGUGCUUAUUGGCGAAGGUUUCAGUAUUUUGCUGUCAUGUUGUAGUUCUAGUGAACUGAUGUGUUUGUUCAUUUUUACCCGCGAUCUUUUGGAUACUAUAAGUGUGGAAGUCAAUGAUAGCUGGUCAUAUAAAGAAGUAUGUGAACUAUCUUUUGAAUACAUAUUUCCAUUCAUUCGUAAACGUUUAAAGGACCUCAAUCUUGAACCUCAACAUCUGAACGAAUUGCCGAACAUUUUUCUAAAGUUCAUCUCGCUUUCAUGGAAAAUGUCAACAGCGUCGCCUUCAAAUACUAUGAAGAAUUUGACUAGAAUUCACAAUUCUGUACGAGAUUUUGGUCUUAACGAUUCCAUUCCUUCAAGUUUCAGUUGUCAAUUCAUGGCAAGUCUCAUGACGUCACCAGAAGAACUGGAGUUAGUGCUUCAGAGCGAUUAUCAAUUGGAGGUUAUUCACACGUGGUUCCGAUGCUCACUCCAGAUUCCUUCACAAGAUCAACAUCUUUUAACAUUAACGAGGAUUGUAUUUCUAAAGUUGCCGGAGGCCAGUAGUUUUAUUAAAAUCCAGAAAUCUAUCGUCGCUGGAAACGUCGAAACAGCCAUACUUUCUCUCGUCAAAGGUCUAGGAAUAACAUUUUCAUCUCUGGAUUUGUUGUCAGAAACCGUAAAGUUUCGUGAAAAGGCUUUGCUAGUCAUUGGAGAUUUUCUGAAGUACAUUGAACGAUUUUUGAAACAGGAUGGUCCUCCAGAUAGGCUCAGAUUGUCGUAUAAAGUUGCUGCUUGUCUUGUGAGACAUUGUGCAAAAAUAAUUUACAAAAAGACUCAACACGAUUGCCUUUUACCGAAAAUAGUCGAUCAGUUGAUCUUACUGUUGCAUUCCAAGAAGCCAGUCCCUCCUGCUACAACUCAAUGCAUUAAACUAAACCUUGCAGAGUUCAUUGAAGGUUUGACGACGUUGGAUUUCAGAAGAGAUGAGUACAUCAAACGAAAAAUCAAACAAAUAUUCGCUUCUUAUUUUCACAUAUUUAACCAGAAAUGUUAUCUUGGGACAAAUUCAACUCCUUUAAACCAUCCUUUUCUUGAUGUUUUGAAGAGCUCGAUGUCUACUGAUCCUUCACAAAAUUCCAGUGACUUCCGAUUGUUUGUUAUGAACAUCAUCAAAGAAAAUUAUCUUCUCAUACCGGGACGCACGCCUCAAGAAUUAACUCCAACUUUAUUCUUUCUUGUUGAUGUGUUCGAACGCACGAUCUUACCAAAAGAAACCGCAAGGAACACACCAAUUAUUCUCAAAAACAUUCUUGCCUGUAUUUUGGCGUGUGACAUGAGCAGUCCUGGUAACGAGCCACCUCAUAUUAGAUGCAAAGCCACAAAGAUUUUACAACUGAUGUUGUCAAGUUGUGAAAGAUCACCUGAAAUAACGUCAAGAGAUGAAUUGCUUUUGCUAUUGAAAGAGUUCAUUUCGUCCAACAUUAAUCAAGUUCAGGAAAAAAUAUUUCAAGUGCUGGCAUCCAUAUCAAAGUUUGACAAAGAAUUGGCGGUUUCAACCAUACCAAUAUGCAAAGAAGCAAUUCUUUCUUCUGAACGCCAACGAGGCGUUGGUGCGGACAACAGAUUGAGAACUGGCUUCAAAACGUUUUUGGAAAUUCUUGGAAAAGACUUUGGCGAUACUGACUUUUUAUUUAGUUCUGUAUCCUUUGAGUGGACAUCAAAAAAACCUUUUUAAUUUCAUAAUUUUCCUGUAAAAAUUGUUAAUAAUCAUUAAACCACAAUUAAAUAAAGACUAGAACCUUUUU
Xenia sp. Carnegie-2017 is the source of this 4055-nucleotide messenger RNA. RefSeq names its product protein MMS22-like. The transcript is spliced from 39 exons. Gene Ontology annotation, biological process: double-strand break repair via homologous recombination; replication fork processing. Gene Ontology annotation, cellular component: nuclear replication fork. The coding region runs from base 293 to 3985 and encodes 1230 amino acids. Lineage: Eukaryota; Metazoa; Cnidaria; Anthozoa; Malacalcyonacea; Xeniidae. The record is from RefSeq and is a predicted model, not a curated record.